Dovyalis caffra is the source of this 213-nucleotide messenger RNA. The record is from the annotation of a GenBank genome assembly. NCBI's taxonomy places the organism in Eukaryota, Viridiplantae, Streptophyta, Magnoliopsida, Malpighiales, Salicaceae.
AUGGAAAUCUUUGAACUCGCAAAGGAAAGAUUGGGAUUUAAUUUCAGCAGGAGGUGCACGAUAAUCUUGGUUUUGUCUUUCAUUGCUUUGCCUGUGCUGGUCAGGGUCUUUGUCUCGUAUCAAGACUCAGCUUUUGAUCUAAUUGCGGGGUUAGGUAAAGCUAAGGUUUCUCCAGAUGUUGCAGCAUUAGGUUCUGGUAAGACGGUUGCUUAA